Aedes albopictus (Asian tiger mosquito) is the source of this 6315-nucleotide messenger RNA. RefSeq names its product protein wech (gene wech). Gene Ontology annotation, biological process: proteasome-mediated ubiquitin-dependent protein catabolic process; protein polyubiquitination; negative regulation of translation. Lineage: Eukaryota; Metazoa; Arthropoda; Insecta; Diptera; Culicidae. Gene Ontology annotation, molecular function: ubiquitin protein ligase activity; zinc ion binding; translation repressor activity. The record is from RefSeq and is a predicted model, not a curated record. The transcript has 6 exons. Bases 723 to 3173 code for a protein of 816 amino acids.
GACUCAGUAUUUAUUUUCGUUUCGACCUGAACACUUUGAUUUUUUUCGCGCGUUGGAGACCACACUGUUUGCAUGUUAUUUUGCUGGGGAAUUUGUGGUUCUUGUUUGUUAUGUGGCUGAGUGUAUUGGUGGAGAAAAGAAGGAUUAUGACCAGAAAUAAGAUAAAGAAGGAGUUUUGACUGGGAAUAGGAACAUAUUAGGGCGAAGGAAAAUAAAAGGGAUCGGUCACUUUUUGGGUCCCGAAUGCAUUUUCAGGCUACAUUGAAUGGUACAUCAGUUGCACUGUUUUAGAAAGCAACGAACAGAAAGUUAAAGUGAAGACUCUGAUCGCACUGGGUGCACCGCGUACUUCGGAUGGGUUGUUUUGUGUAUUUUUUGUGUUGCAAUGUGUACUGAAAGUAUUUAUUUUAGCUGAAACUAAAUGUUGAGUGUAUAUUUUUAUCGACUGAAGACGAGUGUGUCGUGCUGCCGUGUGGGACUAACCGACUUUACUAGUGACUGAAACCGGGGGACAGUGAACUUCUCAAGUAUGAUAAAGUGCAGUGUGUAGUCUCAGAAACACGGGAAAAGAAAAAUUGCCAACAAAGAUCUUCUGCCUUGACCGUACAACAAAGAAACAAGCUUAAGGUGAAAGUAGCUGUAGACAGUGUCGGAUAAAAAAAAUCUUCCGAAGAUAAGGUGUAAGACCUAUCGUAGCUUGAAACUGGACGAUAAGAGUUCCAAUGACCUUGAUGGAAGCAAGAAGAACCGCUAUGGCACUUUUAUCCAAUGGUGCUUCAUCAAUGCAAAUAACACCACAAUCCGGAAACUCCAAGCAGAACAGCAACAAAGAUGGCAAUGUGGAUUUCAACUCAAAUGAUCACAUUUUCUUCUCGAAUUUGUUCAAUGCGCUGCCUCGGUGGGAUGCAGCAGGAAAAGUGAACUCUGGACCAGUAUCUGUGCCACAGAGUGGCAGUGGUGGCGCAGCCAGUUUCAACAAUCCAGCACCUCUGGAUAGAGACAGUGUAAACCUCACCGAUGACGUAUUAUUUUCCAACGUACUAGGUGCAAUAGGAACAACCAGUGGAUGUGCUCCGAUCAACAAUGAUAUUCUAGGUGCAAUAGGUACUCAUAUAACGCCGAGUACUUCGCCACAGACGAACUCUUCGAAUGGAAGUUCGCACUGUGUAUCAUCAUUGGGAGCUGUUUGCGGUCACUGCGACAUACAUGCCAUCAGUCGUUGCUUAGACUGCAACGACGUCAUGUGCGAGGACUGUACCCAUGGGCACCGUAAGAAUAGUUUCACAAAAGACCACUGUGUCAUCGCAAUACACACGAUCUCGCCUAUUGGAACGACUGCAGGAGCACAAUGCAUUCCGGAAGCCAAUCAACCUCAUUGUAAUGUUCACGGAGAGGUUCUACGCUAUAUGUGCGAGUCGUGCAAGAAAAUCGUUUGUCAGGAAUGUACCCUGUGGGAUCACAAGGAUCACACCUAUAUUCCGAUAGCUAAUAUGGCGCAUGGAGCAACAGAGAAAAUGCAAUCUAUCAUAGAGAGCGGCAAACUUGGAACCAAAUACAUUAAGGCAAGCAUCGAUCGUGCUGUGACAUAUUCCCAAGCAGUCGAACGAGAUGCCAUGGAGGCUUCGGCAAGGAUCCGUAAGGCAAUGCGUCACUUCAUCCUUGCCGCUGAAGAUCGUGAACGUACUCUGCUGGAACGUGUUGACAAAUUUCGGCAGCAGAAACUUACGUCGCUCUCCGAUCAAAUGGCAGGAUUGCGAGCAGCUUUGGCUGGACUCUCUCAAACCUCGGAUAUGCUUACGAAAGCUCAAGACUCAGUAGCAACUAUGAACAACAUGGACAUUGCUAAAACAUUGACAGCCGGGGAGAGCCAAAUGGAGCAGUUUGCUGCCAUGUACAAAAACCUACAGCCCAAAGAGGAGUUUAUUACGUUUGUAGCGCCUAACUUUGAACUCUUGCAAGACAUCCGUAUGCAGGGUGACGUACUUCUUGUUGGCCAACGGAGCAACUCGUUUUCGAAUGGCUCAAAUGUGUGCAUCCAACCACCAAGUGGCAACAUACUGACUCGCCGUCCUAUAGUUCGUAGUUCAACCCCUGGCCAGCGGCUAAGUACCUCGUCAUCGUCCUCAUGGGAUCAAAUUCCUUCUUCAAAAACUGUAGUACUGGGGAGUUCCCCUUCAUCGAUCGGCAUCGGCCCAAUCCCGGGGAUGCCAGUACUAGGACAGUGCAUUCCCGGGUGUACUUCGCAUGUUUCGGCAAAGCCAGCUGUUGGACCUAGUACAACCUUCGGCUUCGAUGGACACGAGGAUGGUCAAGUAUCCCGACCAUGGGGAAUUGCUGUCGAUAAAGACGGACAUGUGUUGGUGGCUGAUCGACGCAACAACCGAGUUCAGGUAUUCUAUCCGGAUGGUACUUUCAAGCUGAAAUUUGGAUCCAAGGGGACGGCAAACGGCCAGUUCGAUCUACCGGCCGGAAUCUGCACUGACGGUCAAAAUCGCAUUAUAGUAGUCGAUAAGGACAACCACCGUGUUCAGGUCUUCUCCGCUAACGGACUGUUUCUGCUGAAGUUUGGAAGUUAUGGCAAAGACUGCGGACAGUUCCAGUAUCCUUGGGAUGUGGCAGUCAAUAUCAAAGGCGAGAUUUUGGUGACGGAUUCUCGCAAUCAUCGCAUUCAGCUGUUCAACUCGGAGGGUCAGUUCAUAUCUCGCUUCAGCUUCGAUGGAGCGAACCAUAGCCGGUACCUGAAAGGAUUGACGACCCCUCGUGGAGCUUGCUUUACACCACAAGGAGACGUGAUUAUAUCGGAUUUUGAAAACCAUCGCUUGCUGCUGAUUGACUCUACACUAUCUAAGGUACUUGCCGCCAAAGGCCACGAGGGUACAGCCGUACAUGAGUUCAGCCGUCCGUCUGGAAUAUGCUGCGAUGACGAUGGUCGCGUUAUUGUGGCUGACUCGAAGAAUCAAAGAGUGCUAAUAUUUUCACCACAGCUAGAGUUUCUUUGGGCGGUCGAGAUACGUCCAUCGUCCAACAAUCUGCUCACAAUGGGCAUGGACGAGAAGGAUCGUCCCAGUGAUGUUGCUUUGUUGCCCGACGGCCGCCUAGUGGUGAUGGUGGAAACCUCGCCAGACGCUCGCGACCAGUGCAGUCCCCAGAAGACCUUCAUCCAAAUUUACUAGGAAAAGUUAUAGUUGUUUAAUUUACCUCUUUUUCUUUAUUUAAUUUUUUUCUGAUGUUCGUUUUCAACGAAGUUGUUUUCGAUAGCUAACUGUUUUUUCAUCUACUAGACAAAUUUUACACGGAAGAUUAACGUUGCUACCUCUUGCAUAAAAGCGUAAAUUAUUUCCGUUGAACGUUUUAUAUGUGUAGUAGUGAUACGAUCGAGCAAGCAUCCACUUUUUAUAUACAUUUUAUCACUAGACAAAGAAGCAAUUUACGUAGGAAAUCUCAAUAGUACAAGGACACGAACAUGGUUGAGUAAAUCGUAGUACAAGUUAGUGUAUAACGCGUUAAUUGAAUCGAAGGGAGAAGACAGGACCGGUUGGACAAACGGACGAGAGUCAUCCAGUUGGAUCGUACUGGCAGUUCGGGAUUGGAGAGUGAGCAGCAAUGCUGAGAUGAAGGAAUAUACGCAGAGUGCUAGAAAGUUUUCAGUGGAGAAGACUUUGCACAAAAGACUGAAAAGGAUUACUAGCCAAUUCACUACAGAUACUAUUUUACUCAAAUGCAAUUAUUGUAUUCUGUAGAAGACUUUAUUUUAUGGUGUAACCCAGUUUGUUUUGUUUAAUUGUUUAUGUGCUAAAUUUUCCUUUUUUUUUUGAAGUAAUUACCUGACGACUGCGACACAAUUUAUAUACAGUUAAUAUAAUGUUAUUUUAAUCACAAUGAUGAACGUUUUCCGAGAAAAUAAUGAGUUUGCGCAUUUAACUCUAAUUUUACAUAGUUAAGCAGAUUUUAUUAUAGAUUAUGAACAAAACUCUGUUCAUUUGAUAUAGGUUUUGGCAGCUAGUGAGCUAAAUGUCAUUAUUUUGAGUAUUAUGCCAAGCGGUUUAGUGAUUUAGUUUAGUUUAAGAAAGUGUUUUACUUAGUAAAAGCAUAGAAGCAUGCAUGUACGAACAUGUCCCAGUCAAAAUUGAAAAAAAAAAUAAGGAAGCUACUUUCCAGAGCAUUCAAAAUGACUAAGAUUGAUCUAAAACUUUCAGAGACUAUUAGUCUGAAUCAUCUACUUCAAGAUGAACUCCACCCUGACCUAACAAUUAUACAUUUAUGUAAAUGUCUUCUUAUCUGCGGAAAGCAUCACAAAUACUACUUGAAAAGCAAAGAAAUUUAUGUUAACUACCUUUACCAGUAGAAACUGAGAAGAUAAUAAAACCAAACAGAAACUCUUUCCAAGGAGUGAGUUGCGGCGUUUUUGAAAAAGCCACUGGACUUGUGAUUUUGUACGCGAAACAAAGUGAGCAAGCAGAUAAAACCCAAAUCACUCGUGUAACGAAAAGCGAAGUUGGCAAUAGAGCUAGUGCCAGUAGAAUGGAAUAAAAGAAAAAAAAACGCAUUUCUUUUAAAGGAAGGACAGUGAUUCGAUUAUUAAUCGAUUUCAGGGCAUGCGAAGAAAAUAUAGAGGAAUCCAAUUCGCUUUAAAAACAGAAAUAAAUCAAACAUGCAAAUGUUGCCAUAAAUAAUCUCAAAGACAAAGAAAAAUCAAUUUAAAACCUGAUUUGAUAAUGUAUCAAUUAAAACCAAGAUCAGUUCAGCUAUGCAGUGCAGAAGCGAAAAGGUAACCGUAGAACAGAAGAAACACACGAGAGGACAUCCUAGCUAAAAGUAACGUUGCGUUUAAGAAAUGUAUGAUCAUAUUUAAUCAAAUUAAAUCAAACGACAAAAUAUCUGGGAAGCCCAGAUGAUCUGCGAUUUGCACUUUCCUGAUUAUUAUUUUUAAAAUAAUAUAAAACCUUUAUAAUAUAAUUUAUAAUUGCUAUGUCUAUCACUGAAUAAUCACACUUCAAGAAGCUUAAUCGUAUGUGUUCCCGUGCUUUGAUGUACUUUAUUCAAAUUCCAAAUGAGUAUGCAUAAGUUAAAAUAACUCGAAGCCAGUUUGGAAAGUAAACUAAAACUCGUAAUUAUAGUGUGUGCUAAGAAUGGUUUUCUAUUAAUUAGAUACGAAAUUUGCUUUUAAAAUUAAUUAAUGGAUUUGGACAUUGAAAGUAACUCGAAAUGCAACAGUAAUGCAAUUUAGUUUGUAGUAACGCUAACAUAGCAUAUAUUCUGGCCCCGUUCGGAUGGAAGCAGUUGAAGCGAAAAUACAAAAGUUAACCAAAACGAAAUAACAAAACAACAACACGAAACACUAGUUUUAAGCUGACUGAUCGAAACCAGUAAGACUGAGAAGUUCGACUGAGGAUGAAAACGGAAGAUACAAAGAUAAUGGUAAAUUGUCCAAAUUUUCUAGCAUAAAAUUUACCACGUUCGACCCAAUAUUGACAAGUAAUUGGAUUUUGCUGAAGAGUGAGACUUGAUUAUUGGAUAUAAUGCAACAUAAGCCGCGCGCAAGGAGCAAUACUAAGGUUAAUGAGACUUUGAAGCAUAGGUUACAACUGUAUCCAAAAGUCAACACUCUGUACAUCAUCACAUCAACAGAAAGAUCAUUCAUCAACCGCAUAGAAAAUUCCGAAUCCUCAACGAAACAAACACACCCAAAGAAAGCAUUGAAAAAGACAUCAUAUUCCCCACCAUAGUCUAUUACUAUACUCGAAACAACUGCUAAAUUUGGUUUGACCUACAUGCAAGUUCCUGCUUGGAUAAAAAGUAAUUGAAACUUAUAACUCAUGAGUAUAAAUUGUGCUACUUCUAAUAAGCACAUAGCAAAAUGAUUUAUUUUAUUUUUUCUUUUUAGAAUUUCUUUUUUCAUUUUAUAGAGUGUAAGAUCGGCUUCACUUCAGAAUCGCCAAAAUGUGUUCGAGACGAGAGAUGUAGUAAACAUAAACACUGACUAAAUUUUAGAUCAAAUAUACACACUAUAAAUUGUAUGAUGCUAAAUUAUAUGUAUAAUGAAUACGACACGAAAGUACAACAUUCUCUUUAAUAUCGCUGACUCUAUACAAGAAAGGCUAUCGCAAAAUAUACAUAGAAAAAUAUUGAAAGCAAAAUUAUUCUGAAUAAUUGCAAAUAGUUACCAUAGGAGAAGAAAUGAAUUCUAUGAAACUCUAUUUUAAAAAUGUACAACAACCAAUAAAAUAGCAAUUUCUGGCGAAAAACACAGAAACGCACUAUAUACAACACCCGCAAAUAUUAUUCUUUAUCAUAAUAAAUAGUCUAUAGCCGGCA